Molecule: messenger RNA, 538 nt
Organism: Amphimedon queenslandica
Lineage: Eukaryota; Metazoa; Porifera; Demospongiae; Haplosclerida; Niphatidae
Product: pentatricopeptide repeat-containing protein At1g55630-like
Exons: 3
Coding region: 93-473 (126 amino acids)
Molecular function (GO): protein binding
Source: RefSeq, a predicted model, not a curated record
GGGCGUGGUCUUGACCUGUCAAGAAAGGGUUAAUUAUUUUGUACCUGAACACUAUGAACAGUGCAGUGAAUCUAUAAAAAAGAUAAUAUACAAUGCUUUCUGGAAAUAGAUUAUGGCGAGUUAGAAGAACUCGUUACAGUUAUAAUAUACUGGGACUCGUGAAAAAAGGAGAGAUUGAGAAAGCUGAAGAAGUCCUUCAGAGUAUGAUAGACCGUCGUGUCUAUCCUGAUAUCUUUGCAUAUAAUGCACUCAUUAAAGGAUAUGUACUGACCAGUGACGCUAGAAAAGCUUUUAAAACAUUUAAUAAUUUAAAGAAGAGAGGUCUUAUCCCAUCAGAUAUUAGCUAUGCAAGCAUGUUUGCUGUAUGCAGUCGGACGUGCAGUGUCAUUAAAUAUCACACAGUUUCUUUCCUUUCCUUAGCGAAAGUUUGUAGUGAUAGACUUUUAUUUCUUAUAAUUAUUGUUUAUUGUUGAUAGUUAUUAUUAUUAUUAUUAUAUUGAGUUUUUUGCUAUAUUUGCGAAUUGUAUUCAACCAAGAA